Messenger RNA from Camellia sinensis, 996 nucleotides. Lineage: Eukaryota; Viridiplantae; Streptophyta; Magnoliopsida; Ericales; Theaceae. The record is from RefSeq and is a predicted model, not a curated record.
AUGGCGAAGAAAAGCAGAGUGAGGGCCCUUCUGACCGCAACAACCAGGGCCGAAGUACAACCAUCCUUAGAAACGCAGCCCGCCGUUGUGGCCCUCCCUUCUCAGCAACCUUCUUCGUCUCGCCCUUCCAAACGUGCCCGAUCAGUAUCGACCGAACAGCAACUUGUCGAUGAGGUCAAAUCCAUCCCCCAAAGUCCUCAACCUGCCCCCCAACCGGAGCAAACUGACCGAGCAGAAUCUUCGAAAUGGGCUCCGCAGCUGACCUUCAACGACCGAGACAUCAAAGCUACUGAUUCGGUUGUUGCCGAAAAAGAUCAUCUAUUGGCUUUUAAUCUGGCCAAAAGUGUGUGCCUCUCCAAGGACAUGGAGCACCACCUCAAGCAAUUGAACACCGAGAUGAAGUCCAUCCGGUCUACAUCGAAGUCCAUGAUUUUGGCCUUACAGAAGAACAACGUGACUUACAAGAAAGUCCAGGAGCUUAGAAAAACCACAAGGCAGGCAAUGGUUGAAGCCGAAGCAAAAGCGGCCGAGCUAGAAGAAGCCGAAAAGAAAAUGGCCGAGCUACAAGCGGAGAACGGCCGUCUUGCCGAUCUGGUUAGUUCGGCUGAGGCAGAGAGGCAGAAAGCGGCUAUUGCUAUGAAGGACAAAUAUCUGCGCGAGCUGGUAAAACUUGAAAAGAAAAAAGAUACCGAAAUAAGCCAACUAAAAAAGAGCGUGGAGGCGGCCGAAAAGCAGGGUUACAAGCAGGGUUACAAGAAGGCGGAUGAAGCAUAUGUGAAACAGUGCGAUGCUGCCAAGGAGUUGUUCUUCAACCGGAGAAAGGAGGAAGACGAAGGAGGGGGAGGGGGAGGGGGAGGAAGGAAUGGAGGGGGUGGAAGCGGAGGAGGUGGAGGCGGCGGAGGAGGUGGCCGUGAUCGUGGAUACGGAGGCGGCGGCGGCGGCGGAUCUAGAUACUCCAGGGGAGGGGGUGCCUCAGAUGGAAACUGGAGGAAUUAA